Onychostruthus taczanowskii (white-rumped snowfinch) is the source of this 2307-nucleotide messenger RNA. Its product is annotated as calpain-14-like. NCBI's taxonomy places the organism in Eukaryota, Metazoa, Chordata, Aves, Passeriformes, Passeridae. Gene Ontology annotation, cellular component: cytoplasm. The transcript is spliced from 20 exons. Gene Ontology annotation, molecular function: calcium ion binding; calcium-dependent cysteine-type endopeptidase activity. The record is from RefSeq and is a predicted model, not a curated record. Gene Ontology annotation, biological process: proteolysis. Bases 1 to 2076 code for a protein of 691 amino acids.
AUGCCUUUUCUGCUGUGCUUGAAAAAAAAGAAGUCACCUGUGCCUUUAGGCAGGAGUGUCUUUCAAAAACACACCCCUCCCAUCCAGCAGAACUACCAGGCUUUGCUGGAGUCGUGCUUGAAGAACAAAUGCUUGUUCACAGAUGACACCUUCCCUGCUCACAUCAGCUCCAUUGGAACAGGAGCACUGCUAAAGAAACUGCCCCACAAUUUACAGUGGAAGAGGCCACACGCUUUGCACAAAAGUCCCGUAUUUUAUGCUGCACACAGAAAGCAGCCUGAUCUCUGCCAAGGAUUGGUGGAGAACUGCUGGUUCCUGGCGGCCCUGGAAGCCCUGACAUUCCACCAGGACAUCUUGGCUGCAGUUGUGCCACAAAACCAGAGCUUUGAGAGGAAAUACGCGGGCAUUUUCCACUUCCGGUUCUGGCACUUCGGGGAAUGGAUUGACGUGGUGGUUGAUGAUCUCCUGCCGGUGAAUGAGGCCGGGGAGCUGCUCUUUGUUUCCUCAGUCUAUAAGAACGUGUUUUGGGGAGCCCUUCUGGAAAAGGCAUAUGCUAAACUCUAUGGCUCCUAUGAAGAUCUGCAGAUUGGGCAAGUUUCAGAAGCCUUGGUGGAUUUUACAGGGGGUGUCAAUACAAGGAUCAAGCUUGCAGAAGCUCCUCCUGAUAUGUGGGAUAUACUGACAAGAGCCACCUACAGCAGAUCUCUCAUGGGCUGUCAGACACACUUAGGGACAACAAAGGUCCUGAAGAAUGGGCUUGUUGCUGGCCAUGCCUACACAGUAACUGGUAUUAGAAAGGUGACCUGUCAAUAUGGACCAGAAAACCUAGUGAGACUGAGAAAUCCAUGGGGAAAAAUUGAGUGGAAAGGAGACUGGAGUGACAGCUCUUACAAGUGGGAGCUGCUGAGCCCGAAGGAGAAGAUUUUACUGAGGAAAAAGAAGGACGAUGGAGAAUUCUGGAUGUCUCUGCAAGAUUUUAAGAUUCAUUUUGUAGAUCUGGUGAUCUGUAAGUUAACUCCAGACCUGAUGAGCCAGGAAGAUGGGAAAAAGUGGAUGUACUCCUUGAAGAGUGGGAGAUGGGUUAAAGGAAGUACAGCAGGAGGAAGUCUGGGAUUCUGUAACGGCAACUUUUGGAUGAACCCUCAGUACUGGCUGAAUGUGUUGCCAGUUGAAGACAGUAAGAAAAGCCCAAGUACAUGCAAUGUGGUUAUAUCCCUCAUGCAGAAACACAGCACCAAACACCGGAACCGAGCCCCUCACCUUUUCAUUGGAUUUUUACUCUAUAAGGUGCAAAGAAUUUACCAGGAGAGCAACAGAAAGCUGCCCCCGGGUUUCUUCGCCCGACAUCAGCCUGUGAACAAGCACCAGGUUUUCCUUGAUGAGCGGGAAGUGACUCAUGACUUCCAUCUGGAGCCUUGUGUCUACGUGAUUGUCCCAUCCACCCUGGAGCCUCAGCAGGAGUCUGAGUUCAUCCUGCGGGUCUUCUCCAGGAAGCACAUUCUUCGGGAAAUGGGCGGGAACACGAGCUUCACUCUCUCUAAGGAAAUUGUUGAUAGGUAUGAAGGCAAGAUUUGGGAGGAUUUCUUCACAAAGCAUUUUGAACAGAAUCCUGAAAUAAAUGCUGUUCAGCUCCAGAGGAUCUUGAAUAAUAUAUCUUGGAGAAAUUUCCAGAGUUUCCGCCUGAAUUUCAGUCUGGAUUCCUGCCAGGGUAUCUUGGCACUCCUGGAUCUGAAUGCCACUGGCACACUGAGUAUCCAGGAAUUCAGAGUCCUGUGGAAGAGGCUGCUUUUCUAUUUGGAAGUUUUCCAGAAGAGAGACACCAAGAGAUCAGGAAAGCUUGACCUUGUGGAACUGCACGCAGCUGUACAGGAGACAGGCAUUUCACUCAGCAAUGAAGUCUGUAAUUUGAUGGCAAUCAGAUAUGGUGACCCUGACUUACAGAUCAGUUUUGAGAGCUUUGUUUGCUUCAUGCUUCGAGUGGAGAUCAUGGGAGAGGCCUUUCGCAACUUAACACAAGAUGGCAAAGGGAUAUACCUCCGGGAGUCUGAGUGGAUGAUGAUGACACUUUAUUCCUGAAGCAAGGCUGUCGAGGAGGAGACAACCAGACCUGUACCAGGAUGAGGAACGCCGCCUUGUUUCAACUUUUUACUUCAUAUGAAAAGUCUUCCUCAAGCAGACUUAACAUGAUAACCACAGACUUUGUGAACUGAAGUUUUACUAAUUAAUGUAUUUAUUUUGAGUCCUAUUUCACUUCAGACAACCCUACUAAGGAGAGACCGUUGGAUGCCAAUUACCACAAGUGCGCAG